AUGUCGGGUUCUUUUAUCAUCGCCGCCAUGAAGAAGGUGGUUCAGCAGCUCUGGCUGGAGGCCAGGUUCAACCGUGUGAAGGUUUCCCAGGCAGCUGCAGACUUGAAACAGUUCUGUCUACAGAAUGCUCAACAUUACUCUCUGCUGACUGGAGUGUCUUCAAGUACAAAUCCCUUCAGAGCCCAGAAAGUCUGCUCCCUUCUGUAG
Molecule: messenger RNA, 207 nt
Organism: Rattus rattus (black rat)
Lineage: Eukaryota; Metazoa; Chordata; Mammalia; Rodentia; Muridae
Product: guanine nucleotide-binding protein G(I)/G(S)/G(O) subunit gamma-5-like
Exons: 1
Coding region: 1-207 (68 amino acids)
Biological process (GO): G protein-coupled receptor signaling pathway
Cellular component (GO): heterotrimeric G-protein complex
Molecular function (GO): G-protein beta-subunit binding
Source: RefSeq, a predicted model, not a curated record